Messenger RNA from Phyllostomus hastatus (greater spear-nosed bat), 2688 nucleotides. RefSeq names its product OS9 endoplasmic reticulum lectin (gene OS9). The record is from RefSeq and is a predicted model, not a curated record. The coding region runs from base 34 to 2037 and encodes 667 amino acids. Gene Ontology annotation, biological process: endoplasmic reticulum unfolded protein response; retrograde protein transport, ER to cytosol. Lineage: Eukaryota; Metazoa; Chordata; Mammalia; Chiroptera; Phyllostomidae. Gene Ontology annotation, cellular component: endoplasmic reticulum lumen. The transcript has 15 exons.
GGAAGGAGUUCUGGAUAAGGAGGGAAACGAAAGAUGGCGGCAGAACAGCUGCUGUCAAGCCUGUUAGGGCUGCUGUUUUUGGGGCUCCUGUUACCUGCAGCUCUGACUGGCGGAGUCGGGAGCCUGAAUCUGGAGGAGUUGAGUGAGAUGCGUUAUGGGAUCGAGAUCCUUCCAUUGCCUGUUAUGGGAGGGCAGAGCCAAGCUUCCGACGUGGUGAUUGUCUCCUCUAAGUACAAGCAACGUUAUGAAUGUCGCCUGCCAGCUGGAGCCAUUCACUUUCAGCGUGAAAGGGAGGAAGAGACACCUGCUUACCAGGGGCCUGGGAUCCCUGAGCUCCUGAGCCCAAUGAAAGAUGCUCCUUGUCUGCUGAAGACCAAGGACUGGUGGACGUAUGAAUUCUGUUAUGGACGCCACAUCCAGCAGUACCACAUGGAAGAUUCAGAGAUCAAAGGUGAAGUGCUCUAUCUUGGCUACUACCAAUCGGCCUUCGACUGGGAUGAUGAAACAGCCAAGGCCUCCAAGCAGCAUCGCCUGAAACGCUACCAUAGCCAGACCUAUGGCAACGGGUCCAAGUGUGACCUCAAUGGGAGGCCCCGAGAGGCUGAAGUUCGGUUCCUCUGUGAUGAGGGUGCUGGCAUUUCUGGGGACUACAUUGACCGUGUGGACGAGCCCUUAUCCUGCUCCUAUGUGCUGACCGUUCGGACUCCUCGGCUCUGCCCCCACCCUCUCCUCCGGCCCCCACCCAGCGCUGCUCCGCAGGCCAUUCUCUGUCACCCUGCCCUGCAGCCUGAGGAGUACCUGGCCUACCUUCAGAGGCAAGCUGACUCAAAGCAGUACGAAGAUAAAAUGAUAGAGGAGCUGCACGACCUGGACCCUCCGGUGUGGAGUGAGACCGCCCCUGGGGUGGCGCCCACAAAGAGAGCAGCUGCAAGCCCAGCCAAGGACGACAGUAAGGAACCAGAUUUCUGGAAGAUGAUUCAUGAGCCAGAGGACCAGGUCCAAGGAAGGGAAGAGGCACGGGCUGAGGAGCAGGAACCAAACCUCGAGCCAGCAGAUCCAGCUCCAGGCUCUCCCGAUGAUUUUCAGAGCAAUGUGCAGGUCAAAGUCAUUCGGAGUCCUGCAGACUUGAUUCGAUUGAUAGAGGAGCUGAAAGGUGGAACGAAAAAGGGGAAGCCAAAUGCAGGCCAAGAGCAGUCCGCAGAUGGUGCUGCAGAAGCCCCUCCAAGCGAACCAGAGGUGAAGGCAAAGGGUGACACGGAACAUCAGCAGGAGGUGGAAGAAGAAGAGGACGAUGAGGAUGAAGAUGAAGAUGAGGAUGAAAGGCAGUUACUGGGAGAAUUUGAGAAGGAAUUGGAAGGGAUACUGCUCCCAUCAGACCGGGAGCGGCUGCGUUCAGAGGUGAAGGCUGGCAUGGAGCGAGAGCUGGAGAACAUCAUCCAAGAGACAGAGAAGGAGCUGGACCCAGAUGAGCUGAAGAAGGAGUCGGAGCGUGAUCGAGCUAUGCUGGCCCUGACAUCCACUCUCAACAAACUCAUCAAAAGGCUGGAGGAAAAGCAGAGUCCAGAGCUGGUGAAGAAGCACAGGAGAAGGAGGGUUGUCCCCAGAAAGCCGCCCCCCUCCCUCAGACCGGCAGAGGAGGAUCCUGAGCACAGAGUCCGGGUCCGGGUCACCAAGCUCCGUCACGGAGGCCCCAAUCAGGAUCUGACAGUCCUCGAGAUGAAACGGGAAAACCCGCAGCUGAAACAAAUCGAGGGGCUGGUGAAAGAGCUGCUGGAGAGGGAGGGACUCACAGCCGAAGGAAAAAUCGAGAUCAAAAUUGUCCGACCAGGGGCUGAAGGGACCGAGGAGGAUGCGCGGUGGCUGACAGAUGAGGACACGAAAAACCUUAAGGAGAUUUUCUUCAAUAUCUUGGUGCAGGGAGCUGAAGAGGCACAGAAGGAGCGGCAGCGACAAAAAGAGCUGGAGAGCAAUUACCGCCGGGUGUGGGGCUCUGGAGGCGGGGAGGGCACAGGAGACCUGGACGAGUUUGACUUCUGAGCCCGCUACUGCCAUCAGUUUGCAAGGAGUCCAGAGUCUUCCUAGACUGGCCUCGUUGCCUCCCCAUCCGUCUCCCACCCCCUGGGACUCUGAAGGCAAAACUUGGGAGUAGGGUGAGCUGUGGACUUUUGGGGCCCCAGCCAGGGGUGUGGAGAGGCUGUGGGGUAGCGCUGCUGCUACUGCUGCGAGCUGCCUGGAAGACCACCCAAGACCUGUGAGUUUUGUCCUCCCAGGCUUGUCCCUGCACCGGCUCCCUGUCAUGUCCCCUAACUUGUUCCCUGCUCCCUCCCUCCCUCCCUAGAGAUCUUCAGAGCAGAGCAGAGCAGAGCAAGGGAGUGAGAAGGGUGUGCUUUGUAGCAGGCCCUGGGAGACAGGCCCCUGCCCCUGCUGCUGUUGGGAAUCACCUACCCCCUGCUCUUGGAUUAGCUCGGGAUUUCCUGCUCCCUUUCCUUGCCACACUGUUCCCCACAGUCUGCUUCUGAGUUGAGGCGCCUUCCUCAGCUGCUGAGGCGCCUUCCUCGGUUGCUGAGGAAAUGGGAGGAAGUUGCCCACCACCUCUGAAACAAUCCAGUGAAAAGGGCAGGGCACAGACCCGCCACUCAUGUUCUCGAACAAUCAGGUUUCUAAAUAAAGAACUGGACCAUCACUCCA